Molecule: messenger RNA, 2427 nt
Organism: Sorghum bicolor (sorghum)
Lineage: Eukaryota; Viridiplantae; Streptophyta; Magnoliopsida; Poales; Poaceae
Exons: 3
Coding region: 205-2214 (669 amino acids)
Source: RefSeq, a predicted model, not a curated record
GAAUAGGCGCGAUGCAUGCCCCUCCUUUUUCCCACCACCUUCCCGUCUUCGCUGAUCCCGUCCAUCAUCGCCUUUCUCCUCUUCCAUUCCAUGUCCUCCUUUCUACCCUGUUGGGUGCGGCGUGUUCAUUCAUAACCGACGCGCCAUCACGAUGAUCGACGCCGAUAACUUCCACUUGCAGCUUAGCCUCGAAGCAAAGAUCGAAUGGGAGCCGCCUCGUCGCGGGAAGCGGACGCGGCGCGCGCGGCGGCGCGGGAGCACACGAAGCGGUGCCGGGAGCGGCGGCGGCUCAUGCGGGAGGCCGUGCGCCUGCGGCGGCACCUGGCGGCCUCGCACGCCGCCUACCUCCGGUCGCUCGGCGUCGUCGCGUCCGCGCUCACGCGCUUCGCGGUCGGCGAGCCGCUCCCGGUGUCCGACCACACCCCGCCCGCCGUGAUCGCGCACCGCGCCGUCGUCGUCCCGUCCUCGCCGCCGCCGCUGCUCCGCGCCAUGGAGCAGCCACAGCCACAGGGCGAGGCGCGGCAGCAGGAAGUGGGCAGCGGCGUUUCUGCUGACGUUGGCGUUGGCGUGGCGGCGCCUACGCGGACCGAAGGCGUCGGCGUCGGCGGUGGUGCCGAAGAGGAGCUCAGGAUGGUGGUGAGGCACCGCAGCCUCGCGGAGGUCGCGGCGGGGCUGGAGGAGUACUUCGUCAAGGCCAGCGUCGCCGGCGACACGGUGUCCAGCCUGCUUGAGGCCAAUACCACCGAGUUCAAGGGUGGCUCACACAGCUUCUUGGGCGCGCUCUGCUGCCUUUCGGCGCCACCGCUCGACCGCAUCGACAGCAUGAGCAGCCGGCAGAGGCACAGCGCCACCUUGCAGCAGCUCCUCGCAUGGGAGAAGAAGCUCUACAAGGAUGUCAAGGUGAUCCAACAAAAGAACCACACAAUUGCUUCCUCUGCAUUAUUGUUGCCAGUUGCUAAAAACAGCCACUGGAACGACCAUUCAGGACAGGGAGAAGCUGCAAAUAAGGCACGACAAGAAGCUCGCCGAGCUGCGAGACCAGGAGUACAGCCGGAAGAUCGACGUGGACAUCCAGAAGCUCAAGGCGGCGUGGGACAGGGCGCGCGCGCAGCUCGAGACCGCCUCCGAGUCCGUGGACGCGACCUCGUCCGCCGUCGCGCAGCUCCGCGACACGCACCUCGCGCGCCAGCUCCUGGAGCUCUGCCACGCCGCGCUCGACAUGUGGCGGGCGAUGCGGCAGCACCACGAGGCGCAGAGCCUGUUCGCGCAGCAGCUGCGCGGGCUGAGCAGCCGCACGUCCAUGGAACCCACGACGGAGAUCCACCACCAGGCGACGCGGGCGCUCGAGGCCGCCAUGAACGCCUGGUCCGCGGCCAUGGCGCACAUGGCCAAGCACCAGCGCGACUACGUCCACGCCAUCGGCGGCUGGCUCAAGCUCACGCUGACGCCGACGCCGGUCAACGGCGCCGCCGAGGCCUCGUCCUCGGCCUCAACCGUGGCGGCGGAGCUCGCGGCGUUCGUCGACCGGUGGGGGAAGGUGCUCGACCGCGUGCACUGCGUGGACGUGCUCAAGGCGAUCAAGAGCUUCGCGGGGGCGGCCCGCGCGAUCCACGCGCUCCAGGGCGACGAGCUGCGGGUGGCGCGGCGCGUGAGGCAGUACUCCCGGGAGCUGGACCGCAAGUCCAGGAUGCUGCGGCAGGUGGAGAAGAGCUACUACGACUCGUACCUGCCCGGGGUCAUGUCGAUGUGGCACUGGGGGAGGCCGGCGUGGAGGGACCACAUGCAGGCGCGCGACGCGGGCGACGAGGUGGCGCAGCGCAGGGACGAGAUCGCGGCUUGCCGGAAGAUGGUGGAGGACGAGAUGCGGAGGCAUGCCAAGGCCAUCGACGCCACGAGGACGGCCACGGUCACCGGCGUGCAGGGGAAGCUGCCUGCCGUGUUCCAGGCCAUGGCCGCGUUCUCGGCGUCGCUUGCGAAUUCGCUGGAGGCCGCGUGCAGAGCUCCACAGCAGAACACCAACAUGCAGUAGUAGCUACUGUCCGGUCAUUCUUUUUUGCGUUUGCAUUUUUGGUUUUCAUCGUGUUUUCAGCAUCUAUACAUACAAAAAUAUACAGAAUACAAAGAGAGACCAUAGAAAUACGAAUAAGACAAAAAAAAAGACAUUAUCUUAGUGUUUUUGGCUGUUUGUUACCCUGCAUGCAAUCCCCCAACUAACGUUUCCAUUGGCUAGCCAGGGGUCAUCGAUUCCGUUGUUUGCAUCGGUAAACUUAAAUAUUUAGAAAGAGUAAUUAAAUAAUUAGAGAGUAAUUUGUGAAACAAAUCUUUUAAGCCUAAUUAGUCCAUGAUUGAAUACUAAUGGUUGAACUUUAACAACGCAAACCAUAGAAAACACAUCCUAAAACAACGCAAACCAAACUCCCCCUAAAA